CGACACUCGAGGUAAAAAUUCACAAGACAUCUGAUUGUCAAAUGUUGGGUUGCUCCGUAUUUUCACGUGAUCUCAACUAGAUACAAUUUUGCAAAAAAUACAGCAAAUUUUCCAAAGAUGAGUGCACUUAGGGGCAUUUUAUUUUGUGCGGCAGUGCUGCUCGUUUUUAAUUUAGUUGAAUCGACCGAAUUUGUCCCUUGUUUCAUUUGGUCAAAUAAAAGAACCGGUGAUAAAGUACCAGCACUAAAUAAAAUCAGUCAGGAUGUCUUCAAAGAGGGAAUGGAGAGACAUUUAAAAGAUGAUUCAAUUGAUUUGAUUGUAGUAUACGCAGAAGAAACCUUGAGCCCCGAAGACUUUGCUCAGCGUGACGAUGCAGGUGUCGCUUUCCCUAAUUUAGCUAAAAUUUCGAAAACCACCAAAGCAUCCUACCUGCCUAACGUGCAGAGACCCAUCGAGGCACUCGACCACCUUGACGCCACUGUAACGCAAGUGUCUGUCGACAAAUUGGACAAAGGCCUAGACAUUUCCGAGACUGAUGUACUUAUCGUAAAUCUUAUCGAUGCCGAAGACGAUGAAAACAGAAUCGACAUGUUGAGACGUCACGAUAGCAAAAUUGCUUCGUCCUACGAAGAAUUCUCGCGUUCCGGAAAGAACAUUUUGUGCAUUUACACGAGCCGUCAUUCAUCCUGGUUAGCUUCCGAAGCAGUCGAAUCGAGACAAAAGCGAUCGUUGUUGCAAGUUGAAGAAAAUGCUGAAUCUGAAAAUGGUACCAAAGUCGAGGGUAAACCCAGAGCUGAUGUUCCUGCAAGGGCGGGAGAAUCCCCGUUUUGGUCGGGUCCUCAAUACCUUAUCUACAUGACUGAAUUAGCUUACGUCACUAAAACCGAAAGUAAAACAGCUACUGGCGUUACAGUUAGUGUAACUCCCGAAGGCGAGAGUGAAAAAUAUACAGUAACAAUCAGUGCAACUAAACCAGCGAUGAGCUUAAAGAUGGUUUUCCAAAAUUUGACACAAGAAGGCUAUUGGACAAUGACAAACAAAAUCAAUGGCACUUUUGAGUCGAAGGAUGUCACUUUUACUUCUGGAUCGCCUGUGGAGGUUCGGAGUAAAUUCUCAUACCAUUGUGGUGACCAUGUGUUUACCAGUGACUCUGCUAAAGUAACACUUAAAAAUUUCCAGAUCCAAUUGUACUUCGCUGGUAAAGCUCCUACCAAUAAUAAAUUCAACGAUGCAUACGAUUGCGUUGGUUUCACUUCGGUCCCGAUUUGGUCUGGAAUUUUCGUUACAACAAUUUUACUAAUAAUAAUGUCCAUUGGUAUUACCAUGAUGAUGGACAUUAGAACAAUGGAUAAGUUCGAUGAUGCUAAAGGCAAAACGAUCACUAUCAAUGCCGAGUAAUUUCAAUCUUUCAUCGAAGCUGUUUUGCUAAGCUCGAAUCAAGUAGCCAACGUUUGUUCACCUAGCAAAAUUUUGAUACAAUGUCAAAAAACUAAUUAAAAGAACACUAGUACAAAAUAUUAAAUAGUAAAUCAAAACGAGUCUGGCUUAGCAUUAUUAGCUGAUAGCAACAUGAAAUAAUACUUAAAUACAGCCUUCCCCAAAAAGUACUAGCUCAGUAUUCCACCCGUAAGAUUUUUAUCCAAAGAUGAAGGCUAUUGUGAUAACUAAGCUUUUAUUUUUUAUGUCAUCUUGAAUAUCGAUCUUAUUUGGGUGUUGUACUGUAGGCCUAACUGCCUCUAUUCCUUCUUCUAUUUCCCUUGGACUUUCCCUUAAAAAUAUUUUCUUUCGAGCCAUUCUAGGAAGGUGUCACCACGGAAUGUCCGAUUACGUAUCAUUUCAUGCUUGGAAAUUUAUAAAGUGCUGUAGUUUGUAUUGUUUUAAUUAGUGAAAGUCAAAUUUUGUUUCCGCCACUUAAUGUGGCAAUUAAUUGUUGAAUUAAAGGAAAUUGUUAACUUUAUUGGUUUUAUUUAUAGUCAAUGAUCAGUAAGUACACAGCUAUUUUAUAAACUUCCACCAAGUCAAAUUAUAUUCAGAUAAAGAAUAAUGAUAAAUGCUUUGGAAACAAGUUUAAUUUUAAGUAAUUUUAUGUAUUCUCUUGAAGCCUAAUUUUGUUAAAAUCGUUUAUCAUUAUUCAUUAUGUGAUUUUUAGCAAAGUCCGAAAGUAUAUUAAAAAUCGUAUAAAAGUUGUGAAAUAAGGCUUUGUACAGUCAAUUUUAAUUACGCAACACAUUUAAACGCCUAGAUUUUAGACUUAGAUUAUUAUCACAACUUUUAUUCGGGUGAAUAUAAAUAAUCGUCAGUAUUUACGUACCCAUGUUCGCAUCUAGAAACAUUUCUGUAAACAUGUCAGAUAUUUGUUAAUACCAUAUUCGAUAUUAACCAAUAUUUCCAUACAUAUAUCCUAUUAUAAUAAACAAUAAUCUGUGUGAAUAUUCGAUGUAUAUGUGUUCUGAAAUGUUGAAUGUUAAAUGUAUUUGAGAUGGGUACUGUAUCAGCAACAUAAAUAAACUGAAUUGUAUCUAAAAAAACGAAUUAACUAUUGUCCAUGAGAUUUAGAAAAUUAUCCUACCUAUAUACAAUUUACAUUAUAUAUGACAAUAGUAUUUUUAUUAUCUUUUGGAUUUAUAUAAACCUAGAAACUUGUUGUUCAAGUAGUAGUACAAUAAUUGUUGAAGAAAACUGUAGCCUUGACGUUGUUAAUAAAAUUAGGGUAUUUGAAAAAAGCUUUUGGCCUAUUUUGUGUAUUAGGUCCGCACUAUUAAAAAAAUACACUAAUUUUGUAGGGAUGUAUCUUGUUUGUUAUACCAUUAUUUUGUAAAUAAAAUCACAUUAUACCCCUGUUAUUGUAUAGUAAUAUUUUAAAAGUGGCCUUCUUUCUAUUGUCCAUUCGAUUUCUUUCUUUGACCAAACUUAGCUUUUUGGUUAAACUCAAACUCCAAAGGUGAAGGGCUUAUUUAUCCAUUUAUUUGUAGAACUCGUUUUAUUUGUACAUACGUGGUCCUGUAGAUCAAUUCAGUACCAUUUAAUCUGUUGCCAAACAGUGUAGAUUAUGUCAUGAAUAAAUUAUUCUAAAGGAA
This is a messenger RNA of Phyllotreta striolata, 3077 nucleotides long. The record is from the annotation of a GenBank genome assembly. NCBI's taxonomy places the organism in Eukaryota, Metazoa, Arthropoda, Insecta, Coleoptera, Chrysomelidae.